Messenger RNA from Tympanuchus pallidicinctus (lesser prairie-chicken), 4652 nucleotides. It is a transcript of the gene KCNH8, whose product is annotated as potassium voltage-gated channel subfamily H member 8. NCBI's taxonomy places the organism in Eukaryota, Metazoa, Chordata, Aves, Galliformes, Phasianidae. The coding region runs from base 108 to 3218 and encodes 1036 amino acids. Gene Ontology annotation, biological process: regulation of membrane potential; potassium ion transmembrane transport. Gene Ontology annotation, molecular function: voltage-gated potassium channel activity. Gene Ontology annotation, cellular component: membrane. The record is from RefSeq and is a predicted model, not a curated record. The transcript is spliced from 14 exons.
CAGAUAGUAACUUCAUCCUUGCAAAUGCUCAGGUGGCUAAGGGAUUCCCUAUUGUUUACUGCUCAGAUGGCUUCUGUGAUCUUGCUGGAUUUGCACGAACUGAAGUCAUGCAGAAGAGCUGCAGCUGUAAAUUUUUACUUGGUGCUGAAACAAAUGAGCAGAUGAUCCUUCAGAUUGAGAAAUCCUUGGAAGAAAAAGUAGAAUUCAAAGGAGAAAUCAUGUUCUAUAAAAAGAAUGGGUCUUCAUUCUGGUGCCUAUUGGAUAUUGUUCCUAUAAAGAAUGAAAAAGGAGAUGUAGUACUAUUUCUGGCCUCUUUCAAAGAUAUAACAGACACAAAAGUGAAGAUUGUUGCAGAAGACAAAAAGGAAGACAAAUGGAAAGGAAGAGGACGAGCAGGGUCACAUUUUGAUUCAGCACGAAGACGAAGCAGAGCUGUCCUUUAUCAUAUCUCUGGACACCUACAAAGAAGAGAGAAGAACAAAUUAAAAAUUAAUAACAAUGUUUUUGUAGAUAAACCAGCAUUUCCAGAAUACAAAGUUUCAGAUGCAAAAAAAUCCAAAUUCAUACUGUUGCAUUUUAGCACUUUCAAAGCUGGCUGGGACUGGCUUAUUUUACUGGCAACGUUUUAUGUUGCUGUGACUGUACCUUACAAUGUUUGCUUUAUUGGCCAUGAUGAGCUGUCUACAACUCGAAGCACAACUGUCAGUGACAUUGCAGUGGAAAUUCUUUUUAUCAUUGAUAUUAUUCUAAAUUUCCGAACAACAUAUGUCAGCAAAUCUGGCCAAGUUAUAUUUGAAGCAAGAUCUAUUUGUAUCCAUUACGUGACUACCUGGUUUAUAAUUGAUUUAAUUGCUGCGCUUCCCUUUGAUCUUCUUUAUGCUUUCAACGUCACUGUGGUUUCCCUUGUUCAUCUCCUAAAGACAGUGCGAUUGUUACGCCUCUUGCGUCUCCUUCAGAAGUUGGAUCGUUACUCCCAGCACAGCACAAUUGUUCUCACGCUUCUCAUGUCCAUGUUUGCCUUGCUUGCUCACUGGAUGGCCUGCAUUUGGUAUGUCAUUGGGAAAAGGGAGAUGGAACAGAAUAACCCCCUUACCUGGGACAUAGGUUGGCUUCAUGAGCUAGGAAAACGAAUAGAGUCUCCUUACUACGACAAUAAUACACUAGGAGGCCCAUCAAUCAGAAGUGCCUAUAUAGCUGCCCUGUAUUUCACCCUCAGCAGCCUCACAAGUGUUGGGUUUGGAAAUGUUUCAGCCAAUACUGAUGCUGAAAAGAUCUUCUCCAUUUGCACAAUGCUCAUAGGAGCUCUGAUGCAUGCCUUGGUGUUUGGUAAUGUGACUGCCAUAAUUCAGAGGAUGUACUCCAGGUGGUCCCUUUAUCACACAAGAACCAAGGAUCUGAAGGAUUUUAUACGGGUCCACCACCUGCCACAGCAGCUAAAGCAAAGGAUGCUUGAAUAUUUCCAAACCACGUGGUCUGUCAACAAUGGAAUUGAUUCCAAUGAGCUUUUAAAAGAUUUCCCAGACGAGCUGCGUUCGGACAUCACCAUGCACUUAAACAAAGAGAUUUUGCAGCUCUCCCUUUUCGAGUGUGCCAGCCGUGGUUGCCUCAGGUCUCUGUCUCUGCAUAUCAAAACCUCCUUCUGUGCUCCUGGGGAAUACCUCCUCCGGCAGGGAGACGCCCUGCAAGCGAUAUACUUUGUGUGCUCAGGUUCCAUGGAAGUCCUAAAGGACAGCACAGUGCUGGCAAUUCUUGGUAAAGGAGAUUUAAUUGGAGCAAACCUAUCCAUUAGGGAUCAAGUCAUUAAAACAAAUGCAGAUGUUAAAGCUCUAACUUACUGUGACCUCCAGUGCAUUAUCCUCAAAGGUCUCUUUGAAGUCCUCGAUCUUUACCCAGAGUAUGCUCACAAGUUUGUUGAAGACAUACAGCAUGAUCUCACUUACAAUUUAAGAGAAGGCCAUGAAAGCGAUACAGAGCUCAAGGGAAAUGGAAAUAUAAAGAAGAAACUCCCUUCAAUUGUGGAAGAUGAGGAAGAUGAUGAGGAAGGAGAAGAGGAGAGCAGCACACUUUCACCAAUCCAUACAAGAAGCACAACUUGCUCUCAGCAGAAGAAGGCAGGAAGCAAUAAAAGUCACCUGGGGAGAAACCUGAAACAGUUGGCCUCAGGAACGGUGCCCUUCCAUUCACCCAUCCGUGCUUGCAGUUCAAACUCCUCCAGGACCAAACAUGAAACAGAGCUUCAUUACUACUCCAGAAAGAGGGAGAAAAACCUUAAAAUACAUCUUUCAGGAUUGAGCGCUGGAGGUCCACCUGACUUGAGCCCAAGAAUUGUUGAUGGGGUUGAAGAUGGAAAUUGUAAUGAGGAAAGUCAAACCUUUGACUUCAGCUCUGAUCAGCUUCAGCAAGAAUCCAGGGCAUCUCCAACAAUUGGAGAGGCAGAAAUUGGUGCUGCAGUGCUUGUUAUCAAAGCAGAAGAGACCAAACAACAAAUCAGCAGGCUUAAUAAUGAGGUCGCAACUUUAACUCAUGAAGUAUCACAAUUAAGUAAGGAUAUGAAGAAUGUGAUGUACCUUCUGGAGAACCUCCUCCCAUCCCAGAAGCCGCCAGGAUUCUGCACAGUGCAUGGCAUAUCUCGGAGUCCUACCCUGGAAAGCUUGCAGGCUCGGAUGGCUUGGACUACACAUCAACCUUGCACACACAUGCAAGCUGGGAAUAUUACUUGCACCAAAGCACAACCCUGCCACAGUAACACUUUAUGUGACAUCUGGAAUACAGAUCUAUCCUCUGUAGGCAGCAGCCCCCAAAGAACUGAACAUAAUAUUCAAAAUUCUACAGACAAUGAAUUUUUUUCUACAUCAGGCCUUCAUAAUUCACCUUCCCAGUAUCAGGUAAUUCAGAAAGAUAACUUGCAAUUUUUAAGAUGUACCUCUCCCCAUUCAGACACUACCUUGACCCCUCUUCAGUCUAUUUCAGCUACUCUUUCUUCUUCAGUAUGCUCUUCAUCAGAGACAUCGCUGCACCUCGUGCUGCCCAGCAGGUCUGAGGAAGGGAGCUUUAGCCAAGGAGCAAUCAGCUCAUUAAGUCUGGAAAACCUGCCAGGAUCAUGGGACCUUGAAGGAGCAGGUGGAACAGUUUCUGCACAGACCUCAGAUUUCCCCCUAGAUAUUGUCACAAGCACAAGGGAUGUUAAAGAGAAAGACAACCAAGCCAUAGAUGUAUAAUGAGAAAUAGUGAAGUGGCACUCAAAGCAUGUUCCACAGCUGCCACUUUUAAAUUUAGAGAGUACAAUGACUGCAUUCUUCAGCUUUUCUCUGGUGAUCAUGGAGACUUACAAACAUGAAAAUUCAGAUUUAUAGAAAGUAAGAAAAGGUAUUCCUGGUUCAUACUAUAGGAAAAAAAAAUCUAGAAUCUAGAAGCAUGUUGAAAAACAUUUUCUAUACAAAUAAAACUUUCUGGUCUGUUUGGCAGACUGUUGUGAUAGUCCAAAGACCUUGAGGGUCAGAGCAGCUGGAAGUCUUGGAUAAAAGAACUGUCAUAGGCAGCUUUUAUUCAUCGAAGCAAAGGUUUUCCCUGAGUGUCUGACUGUUGUUUCUAAACAAUAUCCAUGGCACUGCUUGCUUCCAGUGAUUGUGGGUUCUGCUGGUCUGUUUGUCAGUUCUGUGAAAGCGAAAGGACAAUUGUCACUGCAUGUCAUCUAGACAACCAACCAGAUAGAGCUGGUAGAGAGUGGUCAAUUGUUGCACGUUAUUUGUUAUGUAAAUGGAACCUCAAAAUUUAUCAAAAAAAUACUAUUUUUAUAUACUUGGUAUGAAAUAUGUAAUUAAAAAUAUUUAAAAUAUUUGUAAGGAGAAUAAUAAUUUGUUUUCAUUUUGGUAAAAGCUUGCAUUUUUAACAAGAAAUGUACAACCAACAUUAGAUCAAAUACUAUUUAUUGUUAAGAUUAUGUAGUUUACAAACGGAUUCCCAUUUAUGUGCAUGCAAUUUGCAAUGAAUGUAUUCAUGCUGGUGGAAUACAAAUAAAUUAAGGUAUUAUUUUAUUUAAAAAAAAAUAAAACAGCUGGAAUGUUGUAUGCCAAGUCAGUUAUCAAUACUUAAACUGUUAAUUGUUUAACUGAUAACAUUCAAUAUCCUUGGUUUGUGUCUUAAUAUUGCAGUAUUAUUAUUGAGACUAAUAUACUAUGCAGCCCCAUUGGGGAUUUUAUAUUUGGUAAAGAAAAUUAAGAGAAAUGAAAAUCAUUGAGCAAACUUCCAGAAGAAUUUUAAAGGAGAAAACUUGCAAUGACUUAGUAAAAGGCAAAAGAAAAAAAGUUUGAAACAUUAAUUUAUUUUUAUUUCUAUACCUAAGAACCUAUUUUUGACCUUCAGCUAUAUGCAUAGACUUUAGGUUUGGCAAAAUCUUUUAUGUGCAAAGAAAAUUUUUUCAAUAUUUAAGAGGUUAGAAACAUACACCGCUACAGUGCAAACAGAGCAACUGCUUUGCAUUGGGAUUUCAAUUUUAUAUAUGUUUCAAGAUCCACAGUAUGCAUCCUAUUUGCAUGUUCAUUAGCAAACUUUCUAAAAAUCAUGUUUAUAACUCAAAAUGUUUUAAAAUGGAGAAGUUAAUUAAAUUACAUCUAAUAAUUAAUGCAAACUGGUGAUUGCAAUGAAAUUAAAAC